Molecule: messenger RNA, 1422 nt
Organism: Chanos chanos (milkfish)
Lineage: Eukaryota; Metazoa; Chordata; Actinopteri; Gonorynchiformes; Chanidae
Gene: cap2
Product: cyclase associated actin cytoskeleton regulatory protein 2
Exons: 12
Coding region: 1-1422 (473 amino acids)
Biological process (GO): cell morphogenesis; actin filament organization; cytoskeleton organization
Cellular component (GO): cytoplasm
Molecular function (GO): adenylate cyclase binding; actin binding
Source: RefSeq, a predicted model, not a curated record
AUGGAAACCUAUAUCGAGCGACUGGAGCAGGCAGUUGUACGCCUGGAGUCUCUCUCCGCCCAGAUGCAAAGCCGCUCCGGAGGAAUGGCCUACGGGGACUUUGUCAACGGAAUCAACGGAGGUGAGGCCCAGUGUAUGGAAGCAUUUGACCAUUUGAUUAAGGGUCCUGUGACUGAUUACUUGAAGAACAGCAGGAUCAUUGGAGGAGACGUAGCAAAGCAUGCUGAGAUGGUGAAUGAGGCUCUGCAGGUGCAGAGAGCCUUCCUGAAAAUGGCCACCACUCACCAGGAGCCAGCACAGACGGAGCUGUCAGAUCUGCUCAGGCCCUUGUCGGACCACAUCCAGGAGAUCCAGAGCUUCCGGGAGAAGAACCGGGGCAGCAGCCUGUUCAACCACCUGUCGGCAGUGAGCGAGAGCAUCCCCGCCCUGGGCUGGGUGGCAGUGAGUCAGAAGCCGGGGCCAUACGUUAAGGAAAUGAAUGACGCCGCCAUGUUCUACACUAAUCGAGUUUUGAAAGACUACAAAGACACUGACCCUCGUCACGUGGAGUGGGUGCGCUCUUACCUGGGCAUCUGGACUGAACUUCAGGGCUUUAUCAAGCAGCACCACACUACUGGACUGGUCUGGAGUAAGACUGGUCCUGUCGCCCCACCAUCCCUGUUCUCCACUCCAUCUGCAGGCCCCUGCCCUCCGCCUCCCCCGCCACCUCCAGGACCUCCACCCGUCUUCACAGAUGAAGGCUCUCAGCCGGACAAGUCUGCGGCUCUGCACUCGGCACUGUUUGCCCAGCUUAACCAGGGAGAAGGCAUCACUAAAGGUCUGAAACAUGUGUCCGAAGACCAGAAGACCCAUAAAAACCCCACCCUGCGUUCUCAGGGGGGGCCACACCCUGCCUCUUCAUCCAAAGCCCGAAGCUCCAGCUCUGCUCUGCCUGCCCCUGCCAAAAAACAUUCCCCCAUGCUGGAACUGGAGGGGAAGAAAUGGAGAGUCGAGCACCAAGAGCAGGCUCACGCCUUGGUGAUUGAGGAGACUGAGCUGAGACAAGUGGUCUAUGUCUACAACUGCAGCAACUCCACACUUCAGAUCAAGGGCAAAGUCAACUCCAUUAUUGUUGAUAAUUGUAAGAAACUUGGACUUGUAUUUGAUAACGUGGUUGGCAUUGUUGAAGUCAUAAACUCCAGAGACAUUCAGCUUCAGGUGAUGGGAAGAGUACCGACCAUUUCCAUUAAUAAGACUGAGGGGUGCCAUGUGUACCUGAGCCAGGACUCACUGGACUGUGAGAUCGUCAGUGCCAAGAGCUCUGAGAUGAAUAUCCUGAUCCCACAGGGCGACGACUACAGAGAGUUUCCAGUACCAGAGCAGUUUAACACAGUUUGGGACGGGUCCAAGCUGGUGACAGAACCGACAAAAAUCGCUGGCUGA